Messenger RNA from Dentiscutata heterogama, 1338 nucleotides. The record is from the annotation of a GenBank genome assembly. NCBI's taxonomy places the organism in Eukaryota, Fungi, Glomeromycota, Glomeromycetes, Diversisporales, Gigasporaceae.
AUGAAAUUUAAUGCAAACGCUUUUGACGAAUGUGUCAACGCUGCGACCGAUGAGAAACUCACUAAAGAGGACUGGUCGUUGAUGAAUGCUGUAUGCGAGAAAGUAUUUAAAGCUGGAGAUCAAGGCUCUAAAGAGUGUAUCGCUUCCAUUCAAAAGCGGUUAAUUCACCGAAACGCCAAUGUACAACUGUACGCUUUAACAUUAACUAAUUAUCUUGUUAAAGAAUGUGGACUCAGUCUUCAUAGGGAAAUCUGUUCACGAGCAUUUAUAUCAGUUCUUACAAAAAUUUUAAAUGAUAGGAAUGCUUACGAUGCAGUAAAGAACAGAAUACUUGAUCUGAUUCAAGAAUGGAGCAGUGAAUUUCGUUCAAAUCCAUCGUUAAGUCUUAUGGAAGAAACUCGUAGGCAGUUACAAGCACAAAAUUUCCAAUUUCCUCCUCAGAAACCUCAGAAAGACCCAAGUGAACGAAGAAAAAAAGAAGAUGAUGACUACAAAUUGGCAUUGAAACUUUCAUUGGCAGAAAAUUCAGAUAAAAAACCCACUCAAUCAGUGAAAUCUUUGCAUUCUUCAAAUCCGAGCACCCAGGACAAGGGUCUUUCCCAAGCACCUAGCGUCACACGGGUUAGAGCAUUAUAUGACUUUCAUCCGACUGAGAGUAAUGAACUCGGAUUCUCUUGUGGAGAUAUUAUUAAUGUUAUAGAUAAUGUCUAUAAGGAUUGGUGGAAAGGAGAGCUACGUGGCAAAACUGGUAUUUUUCCUGUGAAUUAUGUGGAAAAAAUAACUGAGCCAACACCAGCAGAUAUUCAAAAAGAACUCGAAAUGGAAGUAAAUGUUUUUUCUCAGAGUAAAAACAUUGAACGUCUUCUAGAGUUGCUUGAAGGAUUUGACCCACAAAAGGAUAGUUUCACGACAAAUGAUGACAUUCAGAAUUUGUAUAAUGUGACAUUACCGAUCAGACCUAAAUUGACGAUAUUAGUAGAGAAAUAUACCAAGAAGAAAGAUUAUUUAAUUGAACUACAUACAAAAUUUGUCAAGGCAAUUAGUACCUAUGAGCAGCUCAUGAAUGAUUCAUUUAUGAGAUACACUAAUCCUCAUCAAGUUAAUCCGGCUUACAUCACACCACAAGGUUAUGUACCACAAAAUUCGACUUUCAUAGGAUAUCCCAAUGCAUCGCAACAAAUCUAUUCUGUACCAAGUCAGAUGGAUUCUACAGCCCCAUUUAAUCAGUCUACAGACCAACAAUCAAAUGUAUAUCAAGCACAGCAACAGUCUCAAUUUUACCCCGUCGGUCAUCAAAACGGAUAUGCACCUAAUCAACAGCCUCAAUAUGGAUCUCAA